This is a messenger RNA of Acipenser ruthenus (sterlet), 3290 nucleotides long. Its product is annotated as solute carrier family 35 member F3-like. The record is from RefSeq and is a predicted model, not a curated record. Gene Ontology annotation, cellular component: membrane. The transcript has 8 exons. NCBI's taxonomy places the organism in Eukaryota, Metazoa, Chordata, Actinopteri, Acipenseriformes, Acipenseridae. The coding region runs from base 128 to 1603 and encodes 491 amino acids.
UGAGAGCGUUUACCCAGUCCUUAGUACAAUGGAUUGCCCAUUUCUCCCUAAGCUUUGACACAUUUUACUCGUUUACUAACCACCUUUAGUGUAUGUUUUUUUUUCUCUUUCUGGUGCCUUGUUUCUUAUGGGGAUCAUAGAGUUUCGUAAUAAAAGGAACCGUUCAGCUUUGAGAGGGAUGAAGAGAUCUCCUGAUGUGAGCCCAAGAAGGCUGUCAGAUAUCAGCCCUCAGCUACGGCAGCUGAAAUACCUGGUUGUGGACGAAUCAAUCAAAGAAGAUUUAAAAUCUUCCAGGUCUGUGGAAGACAUAAACAGCGCAUCCAUCGGACUAACUUCCAUCGAGGAGAGGAUUUUAAGGAUCACAGGGUAUUACGGGUAUCAGCCGUGGACUGCAAUUUACAACAGAGAUGAGCGCCCUCGUGAAAACCUGACACCAGCAGAAGCGCAGGUCCCGGCUGCGCCAGACACCGAAGGGCAGAGUGUGACCCGCUGCUGUCUCAAGCUGACUGCCAGUCAAGCCAGGAAGAUCUGCUGGGGGGUAGCAGUGCUUCUGGGUGUGUGCUUGUCCUGGACCGGCUCCACACAACUCGCCAAACUCGCGUUCAGGAAAUUCGACGCCCCUUUCACCCUGACUUGGUUUGCAACAAACUGGAACUUCUUAUUUUUCCCACUCUACUACAUCGGUCAUCUGUACACAUCCACAGAGAAGCAGUCUCCAAGGCAGAGAUACAGAGAAUGCUGCAAGUUUUUUGGUGACGACGGAUUGACUGUGAAGGUGUUCUUUACAAAGGUGGCCCCUUUUGGUGUUUUAUGGACAUUAACAAACUAUCUGUAUUUACACGCACUGAGGAAAAUAAACACAACAGACGUGUCUGCACUGUUCUGCUGUAACAAAGCCUUCGUGUUCUUGCUUUCCUGGAUUGUUCUACGGGACAGAUUUAUGGGAGUAAGGAUUGUUGCAGCAAUACUUGCUAUUGCAGGUAUAGUGAUGACGACCUACGCCGAUGGAUUUCAUAGCCAUUCAGUUAUUGGCAUUGCACUAGUUGUUGGAUCCGCAUCAGUGUCAGCUCUGUACAAGGUAUUAUUUAAACUCAUCCUGGGCAGUGCCAAGUUUGGAGAAGCAGCCCUGUUCCUUACAAUACUGGGAGGAGUUAACUUUGUAUUCUUCAGCUUCGUCCCUGUCAUACUCUACUUCACCAAAGUGGAAUACUUUGACUCGAUUGACGCUGUUCCCUGGGGGUAUCUCUGCGGGGUCUCUGUCUUGUUGCUGACCUUCAACAUCCUGGUAAACUUUGGCAUAGCUGUCACCUACCCCACACUAAUUUCCCUUGGCAUUGUCUUAAGUGUACCUGUAAAUGCUGCUGUGGAUCAUUACACCAGUGAAAUAAGCUUCAACACCGUCCGCGUGAUUGCGAUGCUCACCAUCAGCCUAGGAUUUCUAUUGCUGCUCUUACCAGAGGAAUGGGACCAGCGGAUCAUUAAACUUCUGACUCGGCUCAAAGUGCGGAAAAAGGAGGAAGCAGCCGAGGGGAAUGGGGAAGCAGGACCCGGACUCAGCUGGAGUAGACGGGCUCGAUCUUCAAUGUCCAAUUUUACUCAUUGAUGUCAAUCGUGAACGUCUCAAGUCUACUGUCCAACAAUAACACAAUUGCGUGAUUUUACAUUUCUUACCAAACGAAGCAAAAAAAGCACAUAUUUCUGUAUUUUUAUUUUUUUUUCUAUAUGUCGUGAAAUCAGAAAGUCUACAGCUCUGCAUGUUGUCCUGUUGCUUGAAAUCUCCUUCACUAUCGCUGGGACUUUCAUUGUGAUUUUGUUUUAAAGAAGUUGUGAUGCAUUUCAGAAAUAACGGGUGGGCUCAAGCACAGGGUGUAAAAAGGACAGUCGCUUCUAGUGACUUUGGUUUGAGCAGGAGUCACCUGAACAGCAAAUGAAAUCCUUUUUAUAUGAUUAUUAGAUUUGUAUCCACCAGGAGGCACCCAUGUAUUAUGAGCUGUUACCAUAGUGUGUCUGCCCUGGGGAGAGAAGUUUCUUCUGAUGUGAUCAGAAGAGGGUUUCUGAUACUGGGGAAAAGCCUUUUUAUAGAUCUGCCAAAUGUUGGAAAAUUGGCAUGGGUUUAACCUGGUGAGCCUUUGCAAACAUGAUAAGCUAGUGACUUAUGAAAUACAAGGGUUAUCAAAGAAGCUUUUAUAACAUAAUCAGGUCUACUUGUGAUGUAAAUAGUGCUUUCGUUUAAGUCAUUGGAUGGAAGGGCCCUUUGUAAAAUGGCAGGGUCUAUCAAAUUUUAGUAAUUUAAACACUGGCACAAUUUAGAUUACCUGAAUUGAUCCUGAUGCUGUUUGUCAGACCUGAUUACUCCAAAAUGGAAUUUGCACCAUUUAUUUUUUUUAAAGGAAAACAAAAUGGUAAUGUUUGCAACACAAACAAAUGUGUCAUCUUUUCACUGGAGUAAAACAGAUUUCAUAAAUAUGGGCGUCACAAACAUCAGCAGCACUGAAUACUGACAAGGUCUGCCCAAGGCAGAAAACAUUUAGUGUUUCUAAAAUAUAGCUCCACCUAAUGGCAAAAACAGAAAUGUACAGUAUUUGUACAUCCUGCAGUUUAAAGAAGAUUGAUUGUGGGAUUCCAGAUAUUUAACAGAUUGUGCUGUUGGAAGUUUUUCUUUUAUAUGUAUCUAAACAUAAAUACAUGUGCUUGUGCAUUUUACACUGUGAUUACAGAAUAUGUACUGUUGUUACCACUUCCUUUUCUGCCUUGGUUUUAGUCUUAAAAAAGUGGGCUGUGAAGCAAAGCUGAUGAGAGCCAGGAUUUAAAGCGAAACUCCUUUGGAUUAUUCCCUGCUUCUUCAUCUAGGGACAUGUGUUUUUUUUGUUUUGUUUUUAAUUUGUUUGCAUUGUCUUGAAUGUGUCAUUGUUACUGAGAAAUGCAAACAGCCCAGUCUACUCACAGCACCCACAGUUAUUAAUCGUUUUAAUAAUUUAUCAAGAACAUGUUAGUUUGAUGAGAACAUACCUAGGUGUAUUUGUAACUACAGUAUAAAGAAAUGAAACACUAGAUAACAGUUCAUCCAUUGCCGUCCUGAUAAAGCAAAUGUCCAACACUGUUUCCCAUUGUCAUUUUACAAUGACAAUAGCAAAUAUACUAUUCUAUUCCUCUGGAAUUAUUGUUAAAUAUGAGAGUAAACCUUUGUAAGGAACUAUUUAAAAAAAAAAGUUUAUAAAAUACAAACUUAGUUAGAUUCCAUUUGAUCCAGCAACUGCUUACUAUUACACUUUGUAAUGCAAAGGUAAACC